Molecule: messenger RNA, 2466 nt
Organism: Neoarius graeffei (lesser salmon catfish)
Lineage: Eukaryota; Metazoa; Chordata; Actinopteri; Siluriformes; Ariidae
Product: integral membrane protein 2A-like
Exons: 6
Coding region: 140-877 (245 amino acids)
Biological process (GO): negative regulation of amyloid precursor protein biosynthetic process
Cellular component (GO): Golgi apparatus; plasma membrane; extracellular exosome
Molecular function (GO): amyloid-beta binding
Source: RefSeq, a predicted model, not a curated record
GACGUGUAGAAUUGCAAACAAAAGUGCGUCACAACAGCACUGCGGGAUUUUCAGUGUGUAGUUGUGUUUUGGUGAAACCUAUUUGUGUGUAGAGUUUUACCUGGCUUUUUGUUUGUUUAUUUUGCAUUGUUUUAAGAAUAUGGUGAAGAUAGCGUUUAAUUCCGCUUUGGCGCAAAAAGCGCUUGUAAAGGAGGUACCGGUCUCAGAAAAGGACCCUGAGACGGGCUCUGUGUACAGCAGUGAGAGUUCCACCGGCCGCUGUCUGCUCACGCUGCUCGGCCUGGGCUUUGUAAUUUCUGGCCUCAUUGUUGGUGGAGCCUGUGUGUACAGGUAUUUUACACCCAAGAAGCUCUAUCAUGGAUCCAUGCAGUUCACAGAUAUGGACAGUGCUGACAUGGAGGCCCAUGCACCUUACUACCUACCCCGUGUUGAUGAGGCUGUAGAGAUCCGAGACAAUGUAGCCAUCAUUAAUGUCCCUGCUCCUCGUUUUGGGGCAGGAGACCCAGCUUACAUCCUGCAUGAUUUUAAGAGGAAGCUGACUGCUUAUUUGGACCUAACACUAAGGACAUGCUUUGUGAUUCCUCUCAACACCUCUGUAGUGUUGCAGCCCCAGGACCUCUUGGAUUUGUUCUUGCAGCUCAUGUCCGGCUCAUUCAAGACUCACUUGGUGCAUGAGGAUCUGGUGGUGACUGAGCGCAUUGAUGACCUCAAACCCUUGGGUUAUUAUACUUAUAGCCUGUGUGAGGACAGACCAACAUACAGAAUGCAGCGCCGCAGUGAGAUAAUGGGCCUCCAGAAGCGCUCGGUGGAAGACUGCAGUAUAAUCCGCCACUUUGAGAAUAGGUUUGUUACUGAAACGAAGAUCUGUCGAGCCUGAGCAAGCAGGAAGUCAGGAGGGAACAGAGACACAGCCCCCUUCCCAAUCCCCCAGUCCAUGGUAGGGAGAGGUGAAGUGAGCGGAGAAAGGGAGGGCUGAGAGGAAAGGGUCUGUCUUCCAGCUCCUGCUGUAGUCUUUAGCAUUGGGUGGUUUUGUAUUAAUUUAGAGACGAGACUUUUUCUCUUCUCCCAAUUAAGUUGUAGUGAUGUAGCUCCCCUAAAGCAGUUUGAUUCCUUACACCUUUGUCACUGUACACUGUGAUUCCCUCUAUAGCUUGACUGCAGGUCAAGUCUUGUUCUAGUGUGUGCCUUCUGUUCUGUCACCACCAUGUUUUUGUGGAUAAUGAUUUGUGAACUGUGCAAAAUAUUAACUUUAAUCUUUAAGUUAACUUUUUUUUUCUUCUCUCCAUUUACAGAAGUAUUAUUACCUAAGCUCAUGUAGAUAUGCCUCUAGUCUAGCCUGUAAGAUAUUUCCCAACAUCCUUUCCUCCAGCUAAUGACCUAUCAAUGUAUAUACAUAUGGUCUCUACAGGUUUGAUCAGCUUAACUCUUAAUAUUCAACCCUUUGUGUUCACGUAUUUGAGUAACUAACCAAUGUGAUGUGUAAUUUCCGCAUGUAUACUGAUCUAGCAGACUGUGUAGCGUUGCUUCUGCCAGUAUCCCUGCUAAUGUACAUGCAUACAAUUUAAGGUGUCCGGUAUACAUGGCCUGAUUCUAACAUCUCAAUCCAAAUUAAAAAGGCCUCAUGGAUAGUCGGUACAAAUACACCAUGAUGCUAAGACUUUAUAAUUUGGUACUGUAAACAACUUCCUGUGCAAGAUUUCACACCUGGAGUUGUCAAGCCUGGCCAUUUCUGUUCUCUCACAUUUUCUCAUGGGCUCUGGCCUAAACAUUUGUUGUGGGCUAUGAUGAAAAUUUCACUGCUGAGACACAGUGGUGUGUUAACUAUCACUCGACUGAUCAGCUACCUGAACUCUGCUCAGGCAUUAUUAUUAUUUAGAGGUCUUGAUGUUCAUCUUUCAGCAAAACGAUGUAACAUUUUUAAGAUAUGAAAAUGAAUACCAGCAGGCUCCCCCCCCCCCCCCCCCCUUUCAAAAGCCAUGAGUGCUGUUUUUAAUUAUAAGUAGAAGAUGCAUGUCUGAACAAAACCAGACCAACAGCUUGUAUACUGGGAUGUUCUGCUGAAUGUUUGCUGCAGGUCAUUGUAAACAUGCGUUCACUCGGUAUUGAUGUAAAUGUACCUGACGCCACCGCACCAAUCCCUUUUAUUUAUUUUUUUCACAAUGGUUUUCCGUUGCAACGUCCUGUCAACUCUGGUGUAACCCUGCAUGGCAUCGUGGUUGUUUUGAUGGUUUUUAAAUUCCCUGCAUUCUAAAAACUUACAUUUACAUGUAUAUUUUGGAAAGAUCAGUAGCUUAACUGUUGAUCAGAAAAUGACAAUCAAGAACGAAGUCUCUGUUGCUGUCUUUGUCCGGAUUUCAUAAAAACGGACCGGAAUGAUGCUGUACUGAUUCAAAGAAAUGUACUACUGAAAUGUUAAACUGCUGACUGAAGUUUGUUUGAAAAUAAAAAUGCAUUUCUUCACUUAAA